Patiria miniata (bat star) is the source of this 980-nucleotide messenger RNA. RefSeq names its product transcription factor E2-alpha-like. Gene Ontology annotation, cellular component: transcription regulator complex. The record is from RefSeq and is a predicted model, not a curated record. Gene Ontology annotation, biological process: regulation of transcription by RNA polymerase II. NCBI's taxonomy places the organism in Eukaryota, Metazoa, Echinodermata, Asteroidea, Valvatida, Asterinidae. Gene Ontology annotation, molecular function: DNA-binding transcription factor activity, RNA polymerase II-specific; RNA polymerase II cis-regulatory region sequence-specific DNA binding. The coding region runs from base 91 to 906 and encodes 271 amino acids. The transcript is spliced from 8 exons.
AGCAUGUUUAGUAAGGUUACAGUCUUUGUGUGUGUGUGUGUGUUGGCUAAUACUACCGGUAAAAGUAACACUAACAGUGAAAAGUGACUGAUGAUGAAUAGCUGUGGUGUGGAUCUAUGCAUAGAUGGUAGACCCUUAAUCAACCAUAGCAUGGGUGUUAUGCCAGGUAUUCAUGUAGAAGGUCCUGGCAACACAUGGAAUAGUCAACAAAGUUCAAGUUUUGAUUCAAGGGGAUACGAACACUCACACAGUACAACCUAUGGCAACAUGAAUGACAGAAUAAUGGAAGGACUUCCAAAUAGUUAUACUCAUUCAUCUUCAGCUAUGUCUUCAAUAAUGGGUAAAUCCAAGGACCCGUACUCAAUGCCAUACCCAUCUAUGUCCAGAGAAUCUAACCUUACACCUAAUGCACAUGUAGCGAGUGGAAUGCCAACUCUUACCAGCGACAUGUCCAGCGGUAGUUCACUUUCACCUCAUGCCAAGCCUGGUUCACCUUAUUACUAUAGCCCUCACCACAGACGCAGACCACUUGUGCCUGAACAUCCUACAUUUACAGGGCCACCAAAACGAAGGAAAGGCCCCCCAGGGGGGUUAACAGUGUAUUCUCCUAAUAGUCAAGAGGACUAUCACCAUUCAUCCGAUCCAUCCAGUUACCCUUCCCCUAAGCCUCCAGGCAUAUAUCCUAACGAGUACUUCAUGGAUGCUGCUUCAGGCACCCACAGUCCACAUAGUACAGAUCCCUGGAACAGUAAUGGGCUGGCCCCAUCCAGUGCUAGCUUUCAUUCUACUUCCAUCUUAGGCAACUCUGCUUCUUCAUAUUCACAAUCACAAACUACAUACCCACCACAUGAACCUAUGGUAAGAAAACAAAAUGUAUAUCAUUCUCUUAUUUUUCUGUUAAAUUAAAAACAAUCAUUAUGCUCCUCACAACUGAUAUUUUAUAGUCUUUUUUAAUGUUGUGGCUAUGAGCCUGUUUUCAC